CUUAAAUGGCUCGCGGAUGGCGGCUGUCCCGCAUUAAUUGCGCGAGAGGAUACCAAGAAUAGCGAUCGGAUCGCCAGACGCCCAAAUUGACAAGGAAGCCGGAAACCCUAGGGGGAAGAAUUCUUGAGCGAGAUCUGUGCAAGAUCAGAUUUUGAGGAGGGAUUUCGUGAUUCUUUACGUGCGGAUUCUGUUGGUGCCGGUUAAUUAGACAAAGGGAGUUUCUUUUGGGGUUCAAGAUGGUGGCCGGAACAGCGGAUUGUUUACAUCAGGGCAUCCCCGUCAUCGACGUGUCCUACCGGUGCAUCGCUAAGGAGAUCGAGGAGAUCGUCGAUAAAACGGCGGCGGCUUCGGCAGUGGUCGCUGCAGCGCCUUCGUCGCCGGUGCUUCGUCAGCCGGAGCAGGGAUCGGAGGUUGUUGCGGUAGCUGUUGACAUCGCCGUUUCUGAGAUGAUCGGGAAUUCGGGAGCAUCUCAUGACAUUUCGUCUGUAGAACCACUUCAAUUUAUCCCUAACAUUCGGUCUGGGAGCUUUGCUGACAUUGGGCCCCGAAAGUUCAUGGAAGAUGAACAUAUUUGUAUUGAUGAUCUUUCAACACACCUAGGCUCGCUGUUUAGGUGUCCCACCCCUAGUGCCUUCUAUGGUGUGUUUGAUGGCCAUGGAGGUCCUGAUGCUGCUGCCUACAUUAAGCAGCGUGCAAUUAGGUUGUUGUUCGAGGAUGCUAACUUUCCUCAGGCAACAGAAGCUGAUGAGAUAUUUGUGGAAUCUGUGGAGAACUCUGUUAGAGAAUCAUUUCUUAACGCGGACCUUGCAUUGGCUGAUGACAGCACGAUUAGCAGCUCAUCAGGGACUACAGCUCUAGCAGCUUUGGUGUUUGGAAGGUAUCUUGUGGUAGCCAAUGCCGGUGAUUGCCGAGCGGUAUUGUGCAGGAAAGGACAAGCAAUUGACAUGUCCCAAGAUCAUAGACCCAACUAUGAUGCUGAGCGUAGACGGGUUGAGCAAUCAGGUGGUUUUAUCGACGAUGGGUACCUCAAUGGCGCCCUCUCUGUCACCCGUGCACUCGGUGAUUGGUACUUGAAAAUGCCACGAGGUCUCCCCUCUCCACUCGUUGCAGAACCAGAAUUCAGGCAGGCCAUCCUGACUGAGGAUGACGAGUUCCUUAUCAUUGGCUGCGACGGGAUCUGGGACGUCAUGUCAAGCCAGAUUGCGGUGGGUAUUGUGCGCAGGGGCCUUAGACGACACAAGGACCCUGAACGGUGUGCAAGGGAACUUGUCAUGGAGGCAUUGCGUCUCAACACUUGCGACAAUCUCACAGUAAUUGUGAUUUGCUUCUCCGAUGAAUCACGGUACUUGCCUGCCUCAUCCCCCGGACAAUCACGAUGGCCGCAGAGGUUGAAGUGUUGCAGUUUGUCAGCUGAGGCCAUUAUGAAAAUCAAGAACUCGUUGAAUAACAGUCAUAACAACUAAACUGUUCGGUUGCUACACAUAGCUGCUUGGUGUAAAUAAUGAUGAUGAAAACUAGCAAUAAAACUUUGGUCAUAUGAAUUUAGGUAGGGUAAAAAGAGCAGUUAGAAAGGUUUUGUUCAAGUUCUCAUUGUUCGACGGCAGGAAGCCGAAUAAGGCAUUGUAAAUAACAUUCUGGUAGGUGGAAGUUGAGUUAAUAUACGAGUUCAUUGUUUAGAGGA
Molecule: messenger RNA, 1681 nt
Organism: Zingiber officinale
Lineage: Eukaryota; Viridiplantae; Streptophyta; Magnoliopsida; Zingiberales; Zingiberaceae
Product: probable protein phosphatase 2C 2
Exons: 4
Coding region: 237-1463 (408 amino acids)
Biological process (GO): protein dephosphorylation
Molecular function (GO): cation binding; protein serine/threonine phosphatase activity
Source: RefSeq, a predicted model, not a curated record